Molecule: messenger RNA, 2932 nt
Organism: Cadophora gregata
Lineage: Eukaryota; Fungi; Ascomycota; Leotiomycetes; Helotiales; Ploettnerulaceae
Exons: 3
Coding region: 411-2516 (701 amino acids)
Source: RefSeq, a predicted model, not a curated record
CCCAUAUCUCCAUCUGGACCACGGCACGCCUGCAUAAUCAGUCAGCCACAGUAGAACCACAGAAAUGGCCCGGCCCCCCAACUUCCAAUGGGGGUCGAUAUACACCCUUCUCCAGGACAUCAGCAACAAGCAAGCAAGCUUCAAUGGCUCGCGCUAUUACUGCCUUACCGACGGCUCGUCCAUACAUGACUGUAGCAAGCAUGACACCACGAUGGAGGACCUGCCGUCGUGUGGUUGAAAGUUGACCUCCGACAAGAUGGCAUACCUGCAGGGUGUUGCUGGCACAGUGCCAUAUGAUAUAUCUCCUGCGGCUGCUCUUUUGCUCCACGUCCCUCUGAUCUUUCCCUAUGCUCCUACUCAAUCGAGCUUGUCCCGAGUUUAUUCAUCGAUAACUCUUCAUCGAGUCCAAAAUGGGUUCAGAGAAGGACUCCAACGUCGCAGCACGACCAGUCUCGUCACUUCCGGAUAUCGAAACUGACGAGGAGAAAGCCAGAAACCACAGCGAAGCCCAAGCGAAACUAGAGAGUAACCAUGAGGCUAUUGUAAAAGAGGCUCAUUGGCGACCAGGUUUCAUUGCCAGAUUCCCAUGGUUGGGAUUUGGAUGUCUACUUACAGUUCUGCUGUGUGGCGUCGGCUGUCUCAUUACCCUGAUUCUUGCUGAUGGCGUGGCACAGUGGAACUGGGGGAAUGUGGCUCCAAACGUUAUCGUCAACAUCUUGAACAGUGUAGCCAAUCUCUGUUUAGGAGUCGCGAUUACAAAUGGUAUUGCUAUUGCAUGGUGGCGUAAGACUCUCGCAGGGGCCACUAUCAGACAACUGGAUCGGUCGUGGAAGUUCAGCGAUAGUAUGAAAGAGGUGAUGCUGGGUGCAAAGUACUUCAACUUUAUUGCAUUGGCAGCACUCACUGCUAAAUUGACAAUCAUCGACGGUACACUCUUUCAAAAGGCCUUCUCUCAAGAAAUUUUGCCGCUGGAUCUGGGACCAAAUAAUAAUGUCACCGGAUAUGCGAACGAAACCAUUCCAAACACUGGAAGACUAUCUGGCGUGGAGGAUGAAACUGGGCUGCUAGCUAAGAAUUUCAAUGAUGCCCUCAAGAUCUGGUUUCAAGGUGGUGGCCAGCUGCCAAAUUCCUACAGCGGAUGCGAAGGAACUUGCUACUUGCAUGUUCCUGGCGCGGGCUUUGAAUUCGACUGUACCGAGCCAGAACAAGUAGCGAUCAAUGCGGGAACCCAGACGUUCAACGCAUAUACAGACCUUCUAAAUAUCACACAGAGGUACAACCUUACGGAUUUCGACAACCUGGACUGCUCAAUCCUCGGAAACCAAACAUUCGGACAGCUUGCUACUUCUAUAUGCCAGCGAGAACUCAACCUUCGCACUGCGCAGCUGUUCCAUGUUGGUUUCGUACCAGUGUUCAGCGGAACGAACACUUCAGCGGAUGCAUGGUCAUAUGUUGAAAUGACCAUAAACUACACCACUGCCACCGACCAACCAAAUGUCAAUGUUUCAUGUCCCGGAACAAGAUAUACGCAAAGCUGCAGACUUCGCCCUGCUGUCAUCGAAUACCCCGUCAAGAUCCAGAAUGCAAGUAACCUCGUCAAUGGCAUGUCACUGGCGGUAGAUGGCAGACACUACAACAAUCAGACCUUCCGAGAUUUCAACUACACCCUCAAGCAGCAGAACGGCUUUUCCGUCCAAUCCAUUUCCAACAUCUACGAGAACCCUCUUGGUGGUGAGCGUACACGACUCGGUGGCAUCGCGCAAGGCCUGCAAACAUAUCUCGGCGGCGAUGCAGUCAUGCACUACCACGGGGGAGGCUACCACCUCGAACAAUCGGGCAACGCCCCCACGUACCUCGCCAACGAUCUCGGUGUACAAACCGGCGGUCUAGAAAACUCUGCAAAUCUUUGUGGUUUCCAGUAUAUGGAUCCGAUGUCACAUAAUGAUUUCGGGGGCUGGGCUGGAAAAGACCCAUCCCAUCGAUUCGACGUGCCAGCUCUCGUGGGGAAGAUAAACCAAGUCAUGUUUGCUCUCGCGCUGGAUAUCUCGGACGAGGAUGAUGAUAAGAAUGUCACUGCUGGAACGCUCGUACGGCAGGCGUAUGUGUACCGAGAUGCUAUCCACUACAAGACGAACUUUGGGUUCAUGUGGGGAGCGUUGGCAUCUAUGCUCUUCUGCGUGCUCUGCGUGCUGCCUGUGUAUUACGGCUACUGGCAACUCGGUAGGCCAGUGACGCUGGGUCCGUUUGAGAUCGCGGCUGCGUUCAGAGCGCCGGAUUUACAUCACCCUAGCAAUGCACCGAUAGAGAAGGUGAUUAAGGAAGUGGGAGGUAGGAAGGUGAAGUAUGGAGAGGUUAUGGAUGGGAGUGACAAGGGGAAGAUAGCUGUUGCUGAUGCUGGACUGGUUGCGAGUGUAAGUGGCUCUGGGCGCGGGUCGAGGACGACAUGGAGGAGUUCUCAAGGUCCAAAGAGUCCAAUGAGUCCCAUGAGUCCGGGGGCAAGGCCAAUGUCUGAGUAGGAAAUUUUUCCUAGAGUUGAUCUCGUAGCCUAUUAACUCUUGUAUCCCGAAUCACAUGCUUUGAUGUGCUGUGGUCGACUCGCAUUUUGUACCCUCGGUAAUGACACCGCCUGAGAGUUUCGUAAAAGUCAGAUUGGAAGCAUUCUGGGGGACCCUUGGUCGCUGCUGAGACUUGACAUUCCAUAUCCAACUUGGAUGCCAAUGUCGUGUUACUCAUCAACUUUGGCUGAGCACAGCGCAUCGUAUGACGGCGGCAAUCGAAAGCCAGCAGGAAGCGUUUGUAAGAAGAAACGUGCUGCGUGAAGGUGAAAGCUGGAAUGAGUGCUUCUUGAUGACGCUCAGUGCUGUACUCGGAGUUGUAUACAGGACAAAUGUUCCUUCCAAAUGAGAAUCUGAACUCCAGAAUAAGAUGCACU